Molecule: messenger RNA, 2569 nt
Organism: Hemibagrus wyckioides
Lineage: Eukaryota; Metazoa; Chordata; Actinopteri; Siluriformes; Bagridae
Product: butyrophilin subfamily 3 member A1-like
Exons: 9
Coding region: 204-1415 (403 amino acids)
Molecular function (GO): protein binding
Source: RefSeq, a predicted model, not a curated record
UAAUUUUGCUGCUACAGGGAACAUUUACUUUCUUCAUCGACAGAAGGAAGCAAAUCUUGUUCAAUUCUAAUCAAUCAAAAUAUAUAUAAUGAUUCAUUAUAUUGCCUUUUUGGUGUCAAACUUGGAAAAGGUUUUUUUCUUCUUUCUAUGGAACAUAAAAGACGUACUCUACGAUUGAACAAUCAUCACCAGCCUCACAGACAAUGUUGCCCAUCAAUAACCAAAGUCUACCAUCAAAACCUACACAGGGAUUUCCAGAUAUUGCACGUUGGGUUGCAUGUUCUACACCAUGGAGUAAGCCAAAUCUCAGUAAUAAAAAGCCUGACCUGACGCGAAUUCAAAGCCUGGGAGAAUGUUUCCAGUUUCUCACAGACAUGGCCAAGGAGGUAGAAGAUAUCAACAAGGGCAGAAAUAAAAGCACACUGGAAAGACACAAGAAAGGUGCAGGAGAAGACUCUGUGCCAGUCGAUGUAGAGAGCAGCAAGAGUCUCAUUCUGUCAUGGGCCAAAGAACUGGACAGACUCAACAUGUCAAGAGGAUUGACAAAGAAAGCAUCUGUGAAAGCAGAGGUUACAGAAAUGAAGGAUAAAGAUGUGUGUGAUAUCUCAAAAGACAGUGAGAGGAUCAUGAAGUGGGCACAAGAGUUACAGACUGUCACAGAGAAUUUAAGUCUGACAGAUGGAGACUUAAGGCAGAUUCUUACUAAUCACAGUGUAACACAUAGAAAACUAGAUGAAGUCCUUCAUUUCCUGGAAUUUGUGGUGUGGACUCUUCUCUCACAUGACUCUGAGGAUGUUUCAAAAAUAUGGUUGCCAGUGAAGCAGAGAGAAUGGAAGACAAGAAGACAGAAAUAUAUCCCUUAUUCAGUUUGGCAGUGGAUUCAGAGUGCUUCAGUUGAUGUGCUUCUAGAUUCCAGUUCAUGCCACCCCUGGCUGUAUGUGUCAGAAGACAAACUGAAAGUGUAUGAACUGCACAAUCCCCCUCGACAACAGCAACGGGAAAACCCUCAAAUUUUUGACAAGCAGCCUUUUGUCCUAGGGCUCAACGGAUUCUCCACUGGGAGACAUUACUGGGAGGUGAAGGUGCCAGCAGAAGGAAAAUGGAGGUUAGGGGUAGCAGCCGCCUCUGCUCAAAGAAAAGGCCGCUUCCACAUUGCCCCAGGUACAGGCUACUGGACUAUUUGUAACAGGCCUGAGAGACUGCAGGCAUGCACUGAUCCCCGUACUGAGCUACCGAAUUCUGUACCACUUCAGGUGGUUGGGGUUUAUGUGGACUAUGAGGAAGGACAAGUUUCCUUCUAUAAUGGUAAAAGCAGGUUCCAUAUCUACACUUUCUCCCAGACUUUUAGAGAAGUGCUUUUCCCUGUUUUUGCUUGUCUGGAUGGGAAAAGUGUAUUAAAAAUCUGUACAUCAUAAAUCUCUGUAUUUAAUGAAAGAAUAACUUAUUUAAUACACAUUCCAUUAUUUUCUUUGUUCUAUUUCUCUACACAUUAUACCUAUAGAAUAUUUACAGUUUUGUGGGUGAACGAUGUAGAUAUAGAAGUUUAUAUAUACAGAUGCUUUAAUUUAAUGCAGUGUCUAGUGAGUGGCGAAAAGUUGACACAACUAUCAGACUCUGAUUAUCUUGUCUGGUCUAUGACUCUGUAUUACUCAGACAAAGUAUGGUGCAAACCAGUUGUACAGGCUGUGUUGUAAAGAUUUUUGCACAAGUCUGAAUAAGUGCUUUGUCUUGAUCAGGGUCAAAGUUGAUCCAGAGCCUAUCCAGAAAACAGGCAGGAAUAUAUCCUGAAUGGGAUACCAGUCCAACAUUAUUCACAAACAGAGACACUUUAUCAUAGCCAGUCCACCUACUCAUGUUUUUUAGAAGGUGGAAGGAAACUGAAGAAAACUUAAGGUCACAAUAAAUAAGUGAGAAGUUUGAAGUGCAGUGCGGGAAUGUGAAGUGAGAAUGAGUAAAAACGGUUAAGAGGACCUUUGAUCAGACACACACAUAUGCCUCACAUGUUUUUUUCUUUACUUCAUUGAUUUCCUUUUCUUUUUUUUUCUUUUCCUUUCCAACAUCAACUUGUUGAAGCAUUUUUGUAGGACGAGAUAUAAUAACAUACUUUUGUUUUGGAUUAUUCACUUUUUUAUAUUUUGUCCCAAGCAUAAUAUAAGCAUGUCAUUAUACUAUUUCAUAAAAUGUAAAGUGGAAAAGGUGUUAAAUGAAUUAAAUACAUAAAAACAAGUUAAAAGUUGGCAGGUCAAGUAUUGCACAAGGACUCCAUUUUCAAUAACAUACCAUGGCCUACAAACAUGACUGUACUGGACUCCACUUCCCACAACACACACCAUGUUACCUAUUCUCUCAUUGGUACCUUUAUAAUCCACUUUAAUUUAAGCCACACUGAAGUAUGUGUUCAGUUUCCCUAGAGUUAUGUCCAUACCAAGCCUUUUGUUACUGUUUGAUCAUUCAUGACUUUGUUCAUGGUUUUUGACUCUGACUGAUCUUGGUUACACUGUUUGCUGAUUGCUUGACCUCUCCCUCUUUAUUGUUUUUGAGUCUUCCUAGUGUUUGGAUAUUUUUUUCC